Penicillium oxalicum is the source of this 768-nucleotide messenger RNA. RefSeq lists its product as uncharacterized. Bases 1 to 768 code for a protein of 255 amino acids. NCBI's taxonomy places the organism in Eukaryota, Fungi, Ascomycota, Eurotiomycetes, Eurotiales, Aspergillaceae. The record is from RefSeq and is a predicted model, not a curated record. The transcript has 2 exons.
AUGUUUUCCAAAAGUCCAUCACUCCUCGGGAUUGCCCUGCUCUUCCUGCAGAUGCAGUCCUUCGUGGUGGCCCGAACCUGCUAUGCCCCUGACGGAACUACGGCAGAGUCACGAUUCAUGCCCUGUCUCGGCUUCGAUGGUGUUGAGUCCAUGUGCUGUGGAACGAACAGCAGCAAGCCGGAUUUCUGCCAACCCAAUGGACUCUGCUACUACCCUCGCGAGAAUACCUACUGGCGAAAUUAUUGCACAGACAAGACAUGGUCAAGUCCCAACUGUUUACCAAAAGACCUAUGCGAUAGCGAGCAUGGCGGGAACUCGAGCAAGGGGUCUCAAGUGAUCAUCUGCCCCGUCGAGUCGGGUGUCAGAUACUGCUGCGGGAAAUCGACGAGCUGCUGCGACCAAGCGUUCGACCUCAAGCCCACCCUCGUACAUAUUGGCGAUUCACCCACCGCGACAGUGACGGCCACUCUCGACACCACCGUGACAGCGACAGCUGCAGCCGCAACAUCAAGUGAGAGUUCAUCUUCAUCGUCCAAAAAUGUCGCAAUCGGAGUCGGCGUGGGUAUCCCGCUGGGAAUUCUGGCCUUCGCCAUGCUGGGCGUGGGAUUUUGGUGGGGGCGACGAAAGGCACGUGCAGAGCAUGGCAACAACUUGGGUUCGCCCAACGGUCCACCGCGAAUGAACUACCGAGAAGCCGACUCACGUCCCGUCCAUGAACUCGAUCAAAGGGGGCUAUUUGAACUCCCAGAGCAUAAACCCGCGAUAUAG